CAGAAAGCGGAGCGAAAUGGCUCCUCCCGUGCAGAAGGGUAAGCUUCUGAAUCACUCCGACAAGACCUCGACGGAAUUCAACUGCGCCAUAAACGAGAACGUGCGAAAACUGGUCAGGAGCCUGUCGGAACCGGGGACGAGCCAGAAAAAGUUGCGCCAAAUGGAGGAUACUGCAUUAAAGAUAAUCGCCAACCAACGCAGGUCAUGGGAUCCGACAACCACGGACAUGGAGGUGAAACGCAACCUGGACGAUGUGGCGGAGCGAUUCCGGGCGGAGGGCAUGGCGUCUUUAGGUGAUGCCAUCAAGGACUUGGCCAUCAGGUAUCUGGCCAUGGACGAAAAUCAAAAGCAGUUCGAUCCUAAUCGCGGAUGGCCAAUGCUCGAAUUACUCUUCUGCAUAGCCUAUAGGCCGGUGCAAAAGAUCCGGCGCAACCCCGAGCUCAUGGAACAGCUCCGGCUGUCCAUAAUUAACGGCAUGGAAGCGGCCGAGCGAGAGCCACAUUUACAGGAACAGGCGAAACUGGAGGCAACCAGGAAUACCUCCGAAACGGAGGUGGACUGGCCAGCGCUGCUGGCCGAGGAUUUCCUGGAUCCGCCUGAGGAUGACAGCUCGGACAGCUUAAGUGACUGGUCGGAGGAGUCGGACUGCAACUCGACAACUACUCUGACGACCGAUGAAAAUAUUGGCGUCUCGCGAAGCCUUUUGGAAAUGGCCAGGGUUUAUGAGCAGGCCGUGAUGGCGGUCGUUCCGACUGGAAGUGUUAACAAAAGCUAUAUACCGAACGUGGAGUGCGUGAUCCGAAGUUACGACUUCCGGAUAAUGAAACCAAUGGUUUUGAGCCUCAACAACUUAAAGGGCAACCAUCUGAGACGAAGCAAGCUGCUCCAGUUGGCGCCACCCCAACCGCCCCGACCAUUCACACAAUAUUGGCAAAGUGACAACAUGGACUUCUUCUUCUUCCGUAAAAUCCAUUCCGACUGGUGGUGCCAAGAUGUCCAUUUGAACGCCCUGCCCUCCAGUGCUAAGCCACUGGACAACUUUGCCGUCAGCUACGUGCAUUUUCUGAAUUACAUUUACCGAGGCUUUUUCGCCCUGCCAGUGCCCAAAACGAUCACGGAGCCCUGUCUGCUAAGGGAGAUCCUCUUCAUGUUUGUGCGUCCAGCGAGCUGUUGUUUCUUUGAAUUCGACAAGGCCACGAGACGCAUUACUGUGCGCGAUAAUGUCAGUAUCUGCACGGUGACUGCGAGCACGAUGAAAAAUUUUAUGUUAUUUAAUGUGGUGCCUGCGCUGGAGGAUAUGAUGGAACUGCGUCGCAUCAUCGAUACUCAUACGUUGCAUUUGCAUGGCGUAAAGACUACAUACACUGUGGAGUUCUUUGCAUACGGCCUAAGAGAUCUUGUCCAGCCCAUUUGUCAGCUCCUCAUCGCUUACGAGGAUCGUGUCAAUAAGGAUCCAGCAAAAAAUACGCUCAUCCGCUUUACGAUUGAGUUCAGGAAACACUUUAGCCAGCUGCGCUUUCUGCGAGAGCUGGCCGAAGAUGCCAUCCUGGAUAAGGGACCUGCGCACAUACGCAGUGCCUACUUGCUAUCCAGUCUGUAUAAGCACACCUUGAUGCCGGAGCCGCACCAGAAGCUUGCCACUGCUCUGCUGUUUAUUUCCCUCAAGCGAUACUGUACCAUCAUCGACGGCUGGUGGCGCAGGGCCACGCUGGAAGAUCACCUUCGCGAGUUCGUCGUGGAGUUAUGUUACGAGGAAGAUGCGCACAUACGUAGCCACGUGCGCAAACGAAAUGUGGGAAUCGAGGAUGAUUUGCAAUUAGUGGAGAUCUUCAACAAGCUGCAAUCCUGCCCACUCUACCAGCUACUGCUGGACCAUGCCCUGGAGUCUGGAGAAACGCUGGAUUUGCUAUGCAGUGUAAAUACGCUGAGCGAAAUGCUGACCAGCAGCAAUGAAAUCCACCUGCAGUCACUGCACGAUGAGCUGUUCGAGCAGCUUUUUGCACAGCUAAAGGUUUACUGUGGUGCCGACAACACGGAUUACGAGGACGAACCGGAGCCGGAUAAAGACUACGAAGAUCUGACUGUGUGCAAUAGGCAGGGCAUUAGGAACCAUCAACUCUUCGCAUUAUUUACCAAGUCGUUAAUGGAACAACGUUUGGAGCGACAACGCGAGCGGCUUAAAAGCAACCCCUUUCUAUUGGCCAACAUUUUGAAGCGCUUGGAGCGCUCCACUUGUCUGCAGCUGAAGUCUGAGUUGCCGGAGGCACUGCGCGAAAUUCUGCGAAGUAGACAGUGGCUGGCGAACGAGUACGCGAUUCGAACCUACUGCAAGGAAAUGCAGGUGACCGAGAAGAUGCGAUUCCUGCGGCAUACGAUGCUGCUGGAGAAAUACUAUCUACUCGUGCCAUACUACAAUGCACUCUUCGUGCGCAUGGAGAAGAACAAUGGCUGGGCACUGGGCUCGGUGCUCACUUCCAAGCUAUGCGCUGUGCUCCUGCCGCACUAUCCGGAAUUGGCUCAUCAGCUUCACGUCAAGUUGAUAUCGCAGAUAAACUCGAAUUCAAUCAAGGUCUAUGAGGCCCUGGACGCUAUUGAACUGGACUUCGAGCUGGACUAUAUUCUCACACCCGCGAGCAUGCAAGACUACAAUUCGGUGUGGCGUCUGAUGCUGAAGGUGAAGUGGGCCGUCUGGAAGCUGGAGAAUUUGAAGUUUUUGCGUCGCGCCAGGCCCAAUCCAUGCGCACCUCUGGAUUUGAUAGGCCUAACCAUUCGUCGCCUGGAGAUUGUGCGCUUCUGGUUGAUUUUCCUCAUCAACAAGCUGCACGCGCACCUUAUGGAGGCCGUGAGCCGUCAGAUCGAGCACAGGAUGGGCGAGUGCAAGAGUGUCCGCGAUUUGCGGAAUAUGCACGACGAGCACUUGGCGUGGCUGAAGACACAUUGCAUGCUGACCGACGAAUUCAAGUCAUUCCGCGUCGCUCUCGACCAGAUCUUUCAUCUGGUCUACGUGCUGGACAUGGAAUGGACCACCUGCGCCAGCUGCAUGCGCGACCACGAUGCCCUGUGCUUGGACUUCACCAUUUCGGAUGACGGCAUUGAUGACGGCGAAAUGCAACGCAAUAGCUUGGAGUACCUGGCGCUCAACCAGGUGGCCGAGAUCGAGUUAACGUACAUACGUUGCCACCAAAUCCUGGCCGACAUCCUUAACACGCUGGUGCACCAGAACGAUCACGGAUUCCUGUCUGCCUUGGAGGAGACCAUCAACUCCAGUGUGCCCCAUUAGAAUCGAAUCUCCACAAAGGAUCUUGUUUUACCAUUAGCAUUACCGCAUUACCAUUACCAUCACCAGCGCAACUACCGAUAGUCCCGAGCAAACAUUCCCAUACCAACAUAAUUAAAAGCAGCUUAUUUUUGUUGACAAAA
Molecule: messenger RNA, 3420 nt
Organism: Drosophila simulans
Lineage: Eukaryota; Metazoa; Arthropoda; Insecta; Diptera; Drosophilidae
Gene: Grip128
Exons: 6
Coding region: 17-3280 (1087 amino acids)
Biological process (GO): mitotic cell cycle; cytoplasmic microtubule organization; spindle assembly
Cellular component (GO): spindle pole; centrosome; equatorial microtubule organizing center
Molecular function (GO): gamma-tubulin binding; microtubule minus-end binding
Source: RefSeq, a predicted model, not a curated record